UUGAAAAAGACAAAAUUUUUACAUCCCAUUGGUUGAAAUCAUUCCUUCUCCUAACCAAAACUAACAAACAAAUCCCACACCACACUGCUAUUAAACUUGCUACUACUAAUACUUGAUUCACAUGGAAUCCCAGAACACCAUUUUCUGAUCGUCUAACGUAGGAUGUCCCAAGCUGACGUUUCUUACAGCUGUGGGUCUUGUGGAUAUCCUUUGAGCUUAACAUCUUCCGAUCGAAUCACCUCCAACAUAGGUUCUGAAUAUCACAAAUCCAUAAAGAAAGGUUUCAUCUCCUUCCUUUCUGUUGAUCUUAGCCGGUUCACGCAGGUUGAUGAGGUAAAUUGUCUUCUUUUCAACUGGGGCCAUUAUUGAUCAAAAACUAAACUCCUUUGCCGUAAAUGUGGAGCUCAUAUAGGCUAUGGUUAUGGAGAUUCUGCUGCCUUCUGCAGUUUUGACUCACCCAGCUCAUCCAGCACUGCUUAUAAAAAGUUUGCCAUAAAGAUUCGAGCUUUACAACCUUCACAAGAGAGCUAACAAAUUUGGCAUGGAAGAUCAUUCAAAUGAUGUUCUUACCUCUGUCAUGCACCUGCCUGAUGAUUGUCUCAUUAUUAUUUUUCAAUGGCUUGGCUCUUGUUCUGAUUGUGAAUCAUUUGGCUUAACUUGCCAUCGCUGGUAUAAUAUUCAAAAUGUAAGCUGCCAUUCCUUACGAUUUCCUUCCUGUUUCGCACGCCUUUACUACCUUCAUAGUGAUUCCUACUGUCUUCAUAGGCUGCUUACCCGUUUUCAACAUUUGCACCACCUGUCGCUUUCUGGUUGUACGAGGCUACCUAAUUCAAGCCUAACCCCAUUGCAAUUUUAUCGUUCAAAGUUGCACUCCCUUCAUCUGGAUUGCUGUUCUGGAAUCACAGAUAGUGGACUUUCCCUGGUUGCCACAGGUUCCUCCUCUCUAAUGGUUAUUAAUCUUUCUAAAUGCAACAUGACUGAUGUUGGGUUAGAAACUCUAGCAAAUGGUUGCUCAGCUUUGAAGCAAAUAAGUCUCUCGUACUGUCCUCUUGUUUCUGACUCUGGACUGAGAGCUCUUUCUCAAGCAUGCCAUCAUCUUCAGACAGUUAAGAUAUCUUGUUGCAGAAAAAUAAAUGGCAUUGGCCUUACAGGGUGUUCACCAACUUUAGCUUAUUUAGAUGCAGAUUUUUGUAACCUUAAACCAAAUGGGAUAGUGGGAAUUGUUAGCGGAGGAGGGCUUGAGUAUCUAAAUGUGUCUCAUAUAAGCCAUUGCAUUCCUGAAGAUGGUUUAGCAGUAAUUGGUUCAGGUUUUGCCACAAGGCUUAGAAUCCUCUACCUUUGGAAUUGCAAAACUGUUGGUGACAAGUCCAUCAUGGCAAUAGCUAAGGGUUGCCCGUUGCUUCAAGAAUGGAAUUUGGGAUCGUGUGAUGCAGUCAAGAUUUCAGGAUGGAAGUCUAUAGGGUCCAACUGCAAUAAAUUGGAGAAACUUCAUGUGGAUCGCUGCCAGAAUUUGUGUGAUGAUGGGCUGCAGGCUCUCAGAGAAGGGUGCAAAAGGCUCUCAGUUUUAUAUAUCAGCAAGCAUUGUCGUCAAUUUUCUUCCACUGCACUAGAGGAGUUCAAAUUGUAUAGAAAUAAUGUUGACAUCAGGGAACAAAAACUAACCAUUCAGAUGUGAAACCAUGAUGAGCGUCCCUUAUUUGAUAAGAAAAUUGCCGUUAGAAACUUGAAUUUUCUUUUAA
This is a messenger RNA of Hevea brasiliensis (rubber tree), 1739 nucleotides long. RefSeq names its product F-box/LRR-repeat protein 12. The record is from RefSeq and is a predicted model, not a curated record. The transcript is spliced from 2 exons. Gene Ontology annotation, cellular component: SCF ubiquitin ligase complex. Bases 542 to 1675 code for a protein of 377 amino acids. NCBI's taxonomy places the organism in Eukaryota, Viridiplantae, Streptophyta, Magnoliopsida, Malpighiales, Euphorbiaceae. Gene Ontology annotation, molecular function: protein binding. Gene Ontology annotation, biological process: SCF-dependent proteasomal ubiquitin-dependent protein catabolic process.